Messenger RNA from Patella vulgata (common limpet), 2266 nucleotides. RefSeq names its product baculoviral IAP repeat-containing protein 3. The transcript has 6 exons. The coding region runs from base 244 to 1365 and encodes 373 amino acids. NCBI's taxonomy places the organism in Eukaryota, Metazoa, Mollusca, Gastropoda, Patellidae. The record is from RefSeq and is a predicted model, not a curated record.
UAACUACUUUCAUUUUCAGAUACGUGCGUUACAAUGCGCACAUAGGGGAUAAUACUGUUAGAUUAUUUAGUGUUGUAAUGUAAACACCCUUAGACCUACUUGUAAUCGUGUCAUAAAGCGUGAGUGUAAUGUACUACAUAUAUGUAUAUAGAUAUAUAGACUUCAUACAAAGGAAGAGAAAGAUGGAAACUGAAGAAAAAUAAAGAACAAAUGCUGUUCUUACACAUCUGAGUAACAAGUGACAUGCAGCAAACCAAUGUAGAUUAUAGUAAGGAAUUAUAUCGAUUUGGUUCUUUUGAGAAUUACCCUACGGGUGGAAGAUCACCCUUUCAACUAGCAAGAACAGGUUUUUACUCGCUAGGUAGAAAUUAUUCUGUAAAAUGUUAUUUUUGUGGGCUAGUGUUGGACGAAAUAAAAGAAAGCCCUGAUAUUUUACACCGAAAUUUGUCCCCCGGUUGUCCUUUGUUGAAUCGCCACGACUGUGGGAACAUCCCAAUAACUGUUACUUCGAAUGGUCUGGAAGGUCUUCAAAGGGCGAGAGAGUCAACAUUUGCAGCUACCGGUACAUCUAACAGUAAUGGGAAUCAGGCGAAAGCUUUAGUGGAGACACCCGUUCGUUUGGAUCUGGAUAGUCUUCAAAAAGCAAAAGGAUCAACUUUCUCAACUACCAGCGAUGACCAUCAGAUUAAAGAUUAUGAAGAAAAGCCAGUUCGUCCAGAUUUAAAAUCUGCUGAAGCUAGAAGAAAUCUCUUUGUGAGAUUAAAGUGGAAUGGUAGUGGGAUACAAUCUGUUAAUGCUAUGGUAGACGCUGGGCUGUACUAUACAGGCCUGGCUGAUUGUUGUAGAUGUUUUCAAUGUGGUGGUGGUUUAAAGCAAUGGAAUGCAUCUGAUGAUCCUAUUAUAGAACAUAUUCGAUGGUUUCCUUCCUGUGCUUAUGUGUUACAUAGAUAUGGUAGAAAUCUUGUUGAAACAGUUAAAGCCAUCUUUAGCUAUAAUGGCAAACUAGAGCUAACCAUUGAAGAAGUCAGAAAGGUAGAAGUUAUGAGACUUAAAGAUCCUACGUCAUCGAUGGCUAGUAUUAUUUUCAAGGUUAUGCAGGAACACCAUCAAGAAAAAAUUCAACACGAAUUAUAUGAACACCAAGAGAAACAGAAAGAUCUAGCGUCACUUAAAGAAGAAAAUAAGAGUUUAAAGAGAGAUAGGAUGUGUUGUGUUUGUAAAAUAACUUUACGUAAAGUUGUGUUUAUUCCAUGCGGCCAUCUUGUAACAUGUCGUCCAUGUGGUCAACAUUAUAAGAAUAAUAAAAUGAAAUGUCCUAUUUGUCAUCAAAAUAUAGUGGACAUAAUUAUACCCUUUAUGUCUUAAAUGUUUGUUGUUUUAUAUAUUCUUGGUGCAAGCAAUGUACCGGAAGUAGAUACGGUAGUCUUCUGUUGCUAUGUAUUGUUGUCACAUAGCGCCAUUUUGAUGUGUAUAUUAACUGAACGUUUAUAUUUGUGGAUAUUUAGAUUUAUUGAUGUAAAUAAAUUUGCCCAUUCGUAAAUAUUUGAUCAAAUCAUAGUGUUAGCUAUAAACGACAUACGAAAAUAGUAGAGUUUUUCGCCAAUGUUCAUUAUCUCUGGCAUCCAUAGACGGCAUUUACUUUUUCCUAUUUCCUGUAAGCGGGGUCUAUAAUAACCUUGUAAGAGCGGGUAUCAUUUUGUCGAACAGAAAAAGGUGAAUAUAUGAAAUAACAGCGACUAGAUAACAAUGCAAUUAAAUAAAACUCGAGCAGAUGUCGUUUUCCAUCUAUGAAAAAUAACCUAAACCCAAAUGCACUGGGUGUAAAAAAAAGGGAAGAAAAAAAUAAGUGAAACGAAUUAUACUGACUUGUGCCUCUGGAAUGAUUGGAUCGGAACAAUCAUGGAUAUUUCCCGUAUUUCACGAAACUCGAGAAAUUCUACACGGAUAACAUAGGAAGGAAAUUUACCAAAAUCACCGAACUACAAUGAGAUUGUGGGUUAAUGCGCCAUUCUGCUAUAAAUAAUCAAGUUGAUUAAUUUGGCACCCCAUUAUCUACUAAUAAUCCUUACUUAAUUUGGCUGGUAAGGAAACGAUAAGGCUAUCGUUUUCCUUUUAGCAAACUUGUUUUAUUUAUGUAUGUUCAUCGUGUAUAUUCACAUUUCCUUCAAAACAUUAUUUCGUCAUUUGUAAGAUAGAGAGAUAUUCUUUAAUUGUGGUUUUAUGUAUAAGCUUUACAUGAAGUAAUAAAUAAAAUUUACCAUUCCGA